AUGAAGGCCACUCUUCAGCUCAUCACCGCUGCCCUUGCAGUCUCUGUCGCAGCCCAUCCUCAAAACGGACGGGGCGGUGGAAAGCCCAGCAGCACCACCACUGCUGCUGCUGCAUCUUCUACAACCGCUGCUCCCGGCCGAGGAGCCAUGUCUUCUCUGCCCUUCCUGCCAACCUGGCUCUUCAGAGACUCCAACGCCAACAAGUGCAUCAGCACUUACAACAACUGCUUGAUCACCAACUCAUCCAACCAAUCGGCAUGCGCUUCCAGCUACGCAGCAUGCAUCAAGGGUGGAUCUUCUACUACCGGCUCGGCCACAUCAGCUCAGACAGCUACUACGACAGUGUCAAGUGCUGGCGGUCCUCCCACCCGCACCUUUUCUCGACCCUCCGUCUCUGGUCUUGCCCAGUGGUGGAGAAACGAGCAGGCCAUCCGACGAUGCAACUAUGCCUACUACGUCUGCCGCAGAAAGUCGGGCUCUACUCAGACAUCUUGCGCUUCUGACCGAACUGCCUGUAUAUCAUCCGCCAGCGCCACUGCUGUGCCUACCAGUGUCCCUACCGGUAUCCCAACCAGCGCGGCGACCACCACUGCGACUGGAUCAGCAGCUACAUCAUCGGUCGCUUCCUCUUCAACUACUGUCGUCCCUGCGGGUACCGGCACUGCUAAUGCUGAUGCUCCUCUCAACUCGGACGAUCCCUCAUUUGAUGACGAGAACUACGAUGCUGAUACUGCUUAA
Fusarium tjaetaba is the source of this 738-nucleotide messenger RNA. RefSeq lists its product as uncharacterized. NCBI's taxonomy places the organism in Eukaryota, Fungi, Ascomycota, Sordariomycetes, Hypocreales, Nectriaceae. The coding region runs from base 1 to 738 and encodes 245 amino acids. The record is from RefSeq and is a predicted model, not a curated record. The transcript has a single exon.